AAGCGGAAGUAACCGAAAGAAAUAAACGCCGUUUGGGGCGUAUCUUCUUCAGAAGGGUGUAUUAGGGUAGUGCGUGACACCCAUCUAGGUUGGAAUAAAUGCGUCGAAGAUAAUUUACGCGGCGAUGGGCGAACCAGUUGUACACUAUCAGCUGCGCAUCAUCCUCAUAGGUGACACAACCGUCGGCAAGACAUGCAUGCUACGCUACUUCACCGACGGACGCUCGCCCGACAGCACCAAGAUCUACGAUCCGACCGUCGGCGUGGACUUCUUCUCGCGGUUCGUCACACUGGAGGACGGCACGCGGCUCAAGCUGCAAAUCUGGGAUACGGCCGGCCAGGAGCGAUUCAGGUCCAUCACCCAGUCGUACUACCGCAACUCGGCCGGCGUCGUGCUGGUGUUCGACAUUUCGCAGCGCUCCACGUUCGAGCACAUCCCCACUUGGAUGAUGGAGGCGCGACGCAGCAUCGAGCCGCACACGCCCACGUUCGUGCUGGUCGGCAGCAAGGCCGACCGCGAGCGCAGGAGGGAGGUGCAGCAGGACGAGGCGCAGCGGUUCGCCGACUUCUACGAGAUGCCGUACGUGGAGUGUUCGUCGCUGAGCGGCCAGAACGUGGGACAGGUGUUUGAGACGCUCGGGCGCUGCAUGCACGACCGCAUCCAACGCGGCGAGUACGACCCGGACGGCCGGUGGGAGGGCGUGCGGCGCGGCUACGGCGCCGCGCCGCCAAUGGCCGCCGACGGGCCGGCCGCGCGGCGGCGCUGCUGCUGACCGGCCGCUGACGGGCGCACCCGACGGCCCGACGGCGCCUGCCUCCACUCGCCCCCGACCCGUACCUGAAGCUAGGCCAGCGCGGCGGCGCGGACCCUGUGUGCGCGCGCGUGUCGCCCGACCGGCACCCGGUGACGCGAGCGGCGUGCCAAACAGCUGCGCGUGGCUCGGUCGGCCACGGCGUGUAUCGAUUGUGGUGGCAUGAUUACGGGGUUUGGGUUAGCCUAAGCCAGAGUUAACUAGUUUUUGAGUUCUUUGUCAUGGUGCGUCGAUUGCAACCGUACUUGCACGAAGCAUGUAAGACUUCUUGUCAUUUUUUGUGCAGUUACACGUGGUGAAUCGUAAUAAGAACGGAUCAAAGGACGGUCAUGAUAAUCUGGCUAGGUUGUUUUAUAACUAAACGGUACAGGCGUUGCGGAUCAUGACGCGCCUUGCGUUUGUGUGGCCGGCUUUAAUCCACGGCUGUGUAGCCCGUGGGCUGACUAUUGAUGGGUUCCCCAACGAGGUGGCGGUUGUUGUUGCCCUCGGCUGCGCUAUCGUAUCUAGAUGUGCUCCUGUCUGUGUUGUGCCUCUAUAGGCGGUCCCUGGAAGCGAUGCUGUUGGCCGCGCGUCGACAGAUAUUGGUCUCGCCCUCCAGCUUACCCUCCGUCGGCCGUUCUUGGCCGCCAACUCACCCUCCGUUGCCUGAUGCGCGAUGGCCAGUCCCGCCUUAUCGUAGGGUGCAAUGACUGUCACGUGCCCCUUCCCAGUUUACGCGCCAGGCGAUUCCUCGGUCGAUGGUCCUGUUAAGCUGACCGCUGUGCGGCGCCCUGUGUCUCACAGAGAGGGGCGGUGAGUGCCUCCGAUUCAUGAAGUCGUGGACCUGGCCGGUUGGGGGCCGAUACUCGGCCCGCACUGCUCAGGUGGUCAUGUCGCCACGUUGUUACUUCGCGGCAGUCAUAUACUCCGGAUGCGAUCCAGUCGUGUGCAUGUUUCGGGAGGCCAUAUUCAAUACACAUGAAC
This is a messenger RNA of Pollicipes pollicipes, 1774 nucleotides long. RefSeq names its product RAS oncogene family member Rab39 (gene Rab39). Gene Ontology annotation, molecular function: GTP binding; GTPase activity. Lineage: Eukaryota; Metazoa; Arthropoda; Thecostraca; Pollicipedomorpha; Pollicipedidae. The record is from RefSeq and is a predicted model, not a curated record. The transcript is spliced from 5 exons. The coding region runs from base 125 to 772 and encodes 215 amino acids.